AAGAUUUCCCUGAUUGAGAGUUCUAACUGCAUGCUUCCUUAUCUUAUCCAAUGCAAGGUUGACGGCAUUCUCCACCAAUCGGCGACUCUCGAAACGUGACGUCAAAAACUGUUUAUAAUUCUACCGCAACUUGUGUUCUGCCACUACAGAGAAAAUAACAAUCCUGGCAAGUCGUUUUUAAUGAGACCUUAAAUUCAAAACUCAAAAAGUACCAUGGUGGUCGGAAACAGAAGAAAGAUUGAAGCUGUCACAAGAAAUCUUGUGUUGACAAAUGAUCAAUUACAAAAGGUAUCUGUAUGCCUAUUACAUGAAUUUCACAAAGGACUAUCUUUGGAUUCUCAUUCUAAUGCAGCUGUAAAAAUGUUCCCAACAUAUGUAACAGAUGUGCCAAACGGAACAGAACAAGGAAAGUUUCUUGCUCUCGACCUUGGCGGCACUAACUUCAGGGUUUUGCUUAUAACUCUUGAAGAUGAAGACUUUCAAAUGGAAAAUGAAGUCUUCGGAAUACCAGAAUCUAUUAUGCUUGGCACAGGCACACAGCUCUUUGACCACAUAGCUGAGUGCUUGGCCAAUUUCAUGGAAAGACAAGGUGUCAAAGAUCUCCGUCUACCUUUAGGUUUCACUUUCAGCUUUCCUUGCAAACAAGAGGGCUUAGCCAGUGCACGGCUAACAGGUUGGACGAAAGGAUUCAAGUGCUCGGGAGUGGAAGGAGAGGAUGUGGGUGAAUUGCUGCAGGACGCUAUGGAAAGACGAGGAGAUAUGAAUGUCAAUGUAGUUGCUAUUAUAAACGACACAACAGGAACUUUGAUGUCUUGUGCUCAUAAAAAUAGAGAAUGCCGAAUCGGACUUAUUAUAGGCACAGGAACAAACGCCUGUUUCAUGGACACAGUUUAUGUGAAUGAAGGAACGCGGCCAAAAUGUCGACCCUAUAUGGCUAAACUAGAUAACGAUGUCGAUCUGUGGGAUGGAGACACAGUUGAACCUCGACAAGUAAUUGUAAAUACAGAAUGGGGCGCAUUUGGAGAUGAUGGUUGUCUCAACUUUAUUCGCACAGAAUAUGACGCAGAAGUUGAUAAGAUUUCCCUCAAUCCAGGAAAACAGCUGUUUGAAAAAAUGAUAUCUGGAAUGUACAUGGGGGAAGUUGCUCGCCAAGUAUUAGUCAAACUCACAAGAGACGGCUUGCUCUUUGGAGGAAAAUUUUCAACACAACUUUUGACUCCUUAUGCAUUUAAGACGAAAUACAUAUCAAUGAUUGAAAGUGACCAGAGAAAUUCUUUUGACGAAACAAGAAACGUCUUGAACGUUUUAGGACUGGAAUACGCAACGGAUUUAGACUGUAAUAAUGUGAAGCUGGUUUGUGCCAGAGUAUCUACACGAGCUGCAUUUUUAGUCUCAGCAGCGGUUGCCACUAUCUUAAAUAAGAUAAAAAGACCACACACUACAGUUGGAGUAGAUGGAUCUGUGUACAAAUGCCACCCUCACUUUCAUGACUUAAUGGAGAAAAAAAUUGAAGAACUUACAGAACCAGACUACAAAUUUGACUUGAUGCUUUCUGAAGAUGGAAGUGGUCGAGGGGCAGCUUUAGUUGCUGCAGUUGCUGAAAGGUCACGCUAGACACAAAAAUGCGCAUAAGUGAAUGAAACACAAAAAGACAUUUCAUCCAAGAUAGUCAGGUGCAAUGGAUUUGGUUCCAUUCAUAAAACCGAAGUCAACACAAGACGAGUUUUGAGGUCGAAACGAUGCCGGAUAUAAAUUCCAAGUUUUUCAAACGACUGCACUUUGUAUAGUAUUUGCCAUUAUAACUACCAUUUUAUACAUCUGAAAAUGUGUGAUUGCAAACUAGAGGAAAAAUAAAUUGUAUAUUUGUGUAA
Uloborus diversus is the source of this 1871-nucleotide messenger RNA. Its product is annotated as hexokinase-2-like. The record is from RefSeq and is a predicted model, not a curated record. Gene Ontology annotation, molecular function: glucokinase activity; D-glucose binding; mannokinase activity. Lineage: Eukaryota; Metazoa; Arthropoda; Arachnida; Araneae; Uloboridae. The coding region runs from base 214 to 1614 and encodes 466 amino acids. Gene Ontology annotation, cellular component: cytosol; mitochondrion. Gene Ontology annotation, biological process: glycolytic process; glucose 6-phosphate metabolic process; intracellular glucose homeostasis. The transcript is spliced from 10 exons.